GACGACGCAGAGUAGGCUAUUUCAAAGACAUGACGGGCUUUUGCGACACAUCUACUCUAUCUCUCGGCUAGUGCGGUUGACUGGAUCCUAAGCGGAGCUUCUCAAAAGAAAACCGUGUUCAACCCAUACAAGCCACUUCAGACAAACAAGCGACAUCUGUCUACAGCUGAAGCUAUUGCUCAACCCCGUCACCAUGGAGUUCACAGUCUCACGACUUCACAAAUUCACGGCUUUAGCCAUCAUGCUAGCCCUUCACCUGCAACCCUCCUUCUCCUCCUCUAACGAGACCAACUCCUCUUUCCCGCCCUCCUCCUUCUCCUCCUCUAACAAGACCAACUCCUCUUUCCCGCCCUCAUCCUCCUCCUCCUCCUCCUCCUCCUCCUCCUCCUCUUCGGGCCUCCCCCUCUCCCACAAGGUGGGCAUCGGAAUCCUGAGCCUGGCGCUGAUCUUGGGUUUCCCCGGCAACCUGUUUGUGGUGUGGACAGUGCUGUGUCGCGUGCGCCGCCGCUCCGUCACCUGCAUCCUGGUGCUCAACCUGGCCUCGGCCGACGCCCUCGUCCUGCUGACCGCUCCGUUCUUCCUGCGCUACCUGACCUCAGGUAAAGGCUGGGAGUUUGGUGCUGCAGUAUGCAAGAGCGUCCACUACCUGUGUGCCGUCAACAUGUACGCGUCCAUCUACCUGAUCGCCCUCAUGAGCGCUGACCGCUGGCUGGCCACCAGCCGUCCGUUCGUGUCGCAGCGGCUGCGCACCAAGCGGGCGCUGAUGUCCAUCCUAAUGGCGCUGUGGGUGCUUGCCUUCCUGAUGGCGCUGCCCAUGCCUUUCUACCGCAGCAAAAGGCCAUAUUUCCCGAAUAGCACGGUAUUCCUCUGCAAGCCGUACCACUGGAACGAAGUGAAGCACGAGGUGUUCCAAUACGUGACCGAGACGGUGCUGGGCUUCCUGCUCCCGUUCGGCCUCAUCGCCGCCUGCUACGCCUCCGUCUUCCGGCGCCUGCGCUCCGCCAUGUUCCAGAGGCGCGGCCGCGGCAACUGCCUCAUCCUCCUCAUCCUCGCCGCCUUCGCCGUCUUCUGGCUGCCCUACCACAUCAUCAACAUCCUGCAGGUGAUUGGAAAGCUGGGUGAUUACAAGUGGGCAAAAGAUGCCGCAAGCGUGGCACGUCCCAACGUGACGGCGUUCGCCUUCUUCAGCAGCAGCGUGAACCCCGUGCUCUACGUGUUCGCCGGCAGCUCGCACAUCCGCAACGCGGGCCUGGGCUUCAUGGCGCGCCUCUUCGAGGGCACCAACUCCGACGCGGGCUCGCGCAGCAGUCGCACCAGCCGCAGCUCCGUGCCCGACGAGAGCUCGGCCUUCCGCAAGCUCUCGAGGAAGCUGACCGGUCGCGGAGGGAGCGGACCAGGAGGAAGCGAGAGUGUGAUAGCCAACGAGGAGGAGGCAGCGAAGAAGGUGGCGGAACUGAAAACUCUCAUGACCGUUGCGGAAUAGAAUGGGGAGGUAAUAUGUGUGUGUGUGAGUGUGUGCGUGUGUGCGUGUGUGUGUGUGUCUGUGUGUUUGUGAGAGAAUGGGGAAGUGGCAGAGAAGGAGAGAGAGCGCAGAGCAGGGAGUGUGUAGCUGUCUGCGUGUGAGAGCGAUGAAGAGAGUGUCUGUGUUGCACUGUGGUAAACUGAGUGACUUCCUGCGGCCUCCUGCAAGAGACUAUUUUAGAGACUAUUUUUAUAUUAUUAUAUUUUACUGUGAAUAUUUUUUCGUCUGGCUAGUUUUUGUGUAUAUUGUCUCAUGAGAUGUUUUAAUCUAAUAUAAUUUCUUUGUCAAGUAGCAUUGCAGAACACUUUAUCUGCUUCUUUAUAUACAGAAAAUAUUGACAUGCUCAGCCAUAGGCCAUAGGAUUUGGAUUGCAUACAUUAUCAUGUGUAAUCCUAAAAUGCCCUUAAUAGACUACAGUACAACCCAGUAGCCAUUUUCCCUUACGUAGAUUUCCCCAAGUUGUUGUUUGACUUUUCAUUCUUAAAUAAAAGUCCAAAUAAUCAUG
Molecule: messenger RNA, 2027 nt
Organism: Sardina pilchardus (European sardine)
Lineage: Eukaryota; Metazoa; Chordata; Actinopteri; Clupeiformes; Clupeidae
Gene: ltb4r
Product: leukotriene B4 receptor
Exons: 5
Coding region: 194-1483 (429 amino acids)
Biological process (GO): complement receptor mediated signaling pathway; inflammatory response; phospholipase C-activating G protein-coupled receptor signaling pathway
Cellular component (GO): plasma membrane
Molecular function (GO): leukotriene receptor activity; complement component C5a receptor activity
Source: RefSeq, a predicted model, not a curated record